CACCGACUAGAAGCUCUCAUCCAGGGGAUGAGCUCCCACUCCCAUACUCGAACUCCAUCCGCAACUUCGCGGGAACAGUCCGUCCAAUUAUCCGACACUUCCACAUUCCAAACGGCUCCUAAUCCUAAUACUUCCCCCAUCCUAAAUAGUUCUAUUGUUUCCAAACGUCUCAUGUUACAACGGCCCGAUCAGUUCUGGGCCGACUUGGUGGAUGAAAUUCACGGACUCCGCGAUGUGGUCGAAUCAUCACUGGCCGGAGGACAAGAAGGCCCCAUCCCUUCCUCCGACUCAGCCAAGACCGAGCCACCCAAUGAUGACGGAAUCCAGGUUCUUGGCCUCGGGGCUAGCAAUCCUUCUGCAGCCCUACGCUCCAUGAGUCCGCUGCAUAAUCCGAUGGUCGCUCGUCAGCUCUGUGAAGUGUACCUCCAACAAGUCGACCCGGUGAUCAAGAUCCUCCAUCGCCCGUCGCUGAACCGAUGGAUGGUUCAGGGUGAAACCUAUCUGGCGUACGCCGAUGGUCACCCCUCGGUAGAAGCACUGGGUUCCGCCGUCUGCUACUCGGCUAUUAGCAGCAUGACGGAAAACCAGUGCUCAGUAAUGUUUCAUGCCAGCAAGGCAGAUUUGUUGGCUGAGUCUCGUGUGGCCUGUGAGACGGCUAUUGGCCGUGCGGGUUUGCUCACCAGCCGCGAUAUUACCGUUCUGCAAGCGUUCAUUUUGUAUCUGGUAGCUAGGAGAUCGGAAGAUCGCACCCCAGCUGUUUGGACUCUGAUCGCUCUGGCUGUACGAAUCGGAAAAGGCCUCGGUCUUUAUUUAGAUCCUGAGACAGAGACCUUUUUUGAUCAGCAGAUGCGGAGGCGUCUGUGGUUUACCAUUUGCCUGAUGGAUUUGCAGGCCUCAUUCGGUCAGGCAUCCGAGCCACUUAUCAGCGUCGACGAGUCGGCAUCCACAGCUCUUCCUCACCACAUCAAUGACUCGGACUUUGAUCCGACCACGGCUGCACCUUGUGACCCCAACCGGGAGGGUCUGACAGACACGACCUUUGCGCUGGUUACCUACCAUGCACAGCGGACGGGUCGUCUUCUCAACUUUGCUCAACACGAUCGCAAGGUCGACGGGGGCAUUUCAACUCCCGCAUCCUCUACCUCCGGCACUUCAACAUCCCGCACCCGCACAUGCGACCCCAAUUGGCCGCAGCAGCAAGCCCGGCACUUCGAACAAGAAGCACUGCGACUUCUCCAUUUCUGUGACCCCGGCACCUCUGCGUACGCGUGGUUCACCUGGCACGGCACGCAGAGUUUAAUCGCGACGGUACGACUGGCAGCCGCGCGACCGCUUCAGUGGCACGGACGAGCACCGCCGCCUCGCCGCGAGGGAAACACCGAACUGCUGCGUCUCUGUCUUCCCGUGCUGGAGAAAGCGCAGCUCAUGCACACGGAUCCCCGCGCCGAAGGCUUCCGCUGGUACGUGACAAUUCCCUGGUACGCGCUGGCGAUGGCUUUGGCGGAGUGCUAUGUGAGCAGCGACACUGCCCUGGUGCGGUACGCCUGGCCGCUGCUCGAGUCGUCGUACGUGCAGCAUGAGGCGACGCUGGGACGGUCUCUCGGCGGCCCGUUCGGGCAACUCAUGCGGCGUAUGAGAGAGAAACUGGCGGCACCAGCCGUACUCCCACCGAGCAGUCUCCCUAGCACCAACUGGAGCCCAGCCACUCCGCCAACCUUCCCGGGCGUGCCUCGGCCGCAGAGCAGUAAUGAUGAUCGACAUGUGUCCGGUUGCUCUUGGCCGGUACCCACCGGAUCCACCCCGCCCGCGGAUCUGGGGAUGCCGUCCCUUCUUCCGGUAUCUACCUGGGAGGCGCUCUCGCCGCCGUCGUUGGACAACGCUUCUCUCUUCGGGGUACCUCCAACGACGACGGCGGUAGCGGACGGGAUGGAUCCGGGGGCGGAUAUGAUGUGGGAGGAGCUGUUCUCGGGGAUUCCGUUCAAUGAGAUCGCGGGGCCGGAUAUGUUCUUUUUCGAUAUGAACUGGGGGAGUUAAUAGUGGCUGGUGGCUUAUUUAGUGCUGUAUUGCUAGUAACGAUGAUAUGAUUGUGAUCGAAGCGAGAAUCUAAAUCUAGACACACUUGGCGAUUCCUUUCGGACAAGACAUGUACCUGUUUAGUAGUUGUGGGUGGAGGGGUUAA
Messenger RNA from Aspergillus vadensis CBS 113365, 2179 nucleotides. RefSeq names its product Zn(II)2Cys6 domain-containing transcription factor nscR (gene nscR). The transcript has 4 exons. Gene Ontology annotation, molecular function: DNA binding; zinc ion binding. The coding region runs from base 28 to 2034 and encodes 668 amino acids. Gene Ontology annotation, biological process: DNA-templated transcription. The record is from RefSeq and is a predicted model, not a curated record. Lineage: Eukaryota; Fungi; Ascomycota; Eurotiomycetes; Eurotiales; Aspergillaceae.